GUUCUUGGUUGUCUUGAAGGUGACCCUGCAAACACCAGUAAUAGGCUCCAUGCCGAGCUUCAGCAUCGCCUUGCGGCUCUGCUUCUCGCUUCUGCUCUGCUCAGAGCUCCCGCUAGCACCUGCAAAUCCGUCUUCGUCGUCGUCGUCGUCCUCCUCCUCGUCCUCCUCUUCGUCUUCUGACUGUGACGUGACCAAAUCGAUAUCCCGAGGAUCGGAGGUUGCAUCGACAGCGGCGGCCGCGCUCGGCCGGCCGGUU
Molecule: messenger RNA, 256 nt
Organism: Linum tenue
Lineage: Eukaryota; Viridiplantae; Streptophyta; Magnoliopsida; Malpighiales; Linaceae
Source: the annotation of a GenBank genome assembly